AGGCACUUUAUCCUGACAGCAAGCGGAGGCAAAACCAAAAGCUUCCCCCUUGAAGUGGCGCCUAAUUGAACAACCCCUUUAGUCUCUCUCAGACUCAGAAAUGGAAUUGCCUGUAGCUUCCGCUACCACUACUUCACUUCAUUGCGCCUUUCUUCCUCGCCACGGCUUAUUCGGAGCUCUGAGAUUUGCUGGCAGAGAGAGAAGGUGCAUAAAGAAAGUUGUACGGGCUAAAAUUACUGCAAAGUUCGAUCUGAAGCCUCCUCCAUAUUCACUGAAUGCUUUAGAGCCAGUUAUGAGCCAGGAGACACUAGAGUAUCAUUGGGGGAAGCACCACAGAGCAUAUGUAGAUAACCUAAACAAGCAAAUAGAAGGAACAGAUCUAGAGGAGAAGUCACUGGAAGACAUUGUAGUUAUUUCAUACAAUAAGGGUGACAUUCUUCCAGCUUUCAACAAUGCAGCGCAGGUUUGGAACCAUGACUUCUUCUGGGAGUGCAUUAAGCCAGGCGGUGGUGGAGUCCCAUCUGGGGAUCUUCUUAGGCUAAUUGAAAGAGAUUUUGGUUCAUUUCCAAAAUUUGUUGAUCAGUUUAAGGCUGCUGCUGCAACACAAUUUGGUUCUGGUUGGGCUUGGCUUGUAUAUAAAGCAAACAGACUUAAUGUCGGGAAUGCAGUAAAUCCUCGUCCAUCAGAGGAGGACAAGAAGCUUGUAAUAGUCAAGAGCUCCAAUGCUGUGAACCCCCUUAUCUGGGAUUAUUAUCCGCUCCUUGCCAUUGAUGUUUGGGAGCAUGCUUACUUCCUGGAUUUUCAGAGCCGGCGGCCUGAAUAUAUUUCAAUGUUCAUGGAUAAGCUAGUGUCAUGGGACGCAGUCAGCUUUCGGCUUGAGCAAGCAAAGGCACAAGUAGCUGAGAGGGAGAGGGAGGAUGAGAGAAAAAGGAGAGAGGAGGAGGAAGAGACAUUGACACCCGGGGAAGCUACUACAGAAGAAAUUUAUCCUGAUAGUGAUGCUGACGCAGAUGCUUGAUGAUUUUUAAUUUUGGUUGAUCUUUCUAAUUUUGUAACUUUGAGCUAUAAAUCGUAAUGUGGCCAUUUGUACCCAGUAGGUGAUUAGGUGUAAUGUUCAGAUAGAGCAGCCAAAUUUUGAUCUGGAGUAGUAGUCAUAAUUCUUUUGUAUAUUCGAGUUAGUUCUUCAUAAUCAUAUAUGCUUCAAUGAACACAUCCUCUUAUGGACACUUGAAAACCUGUUGAUUGAGGUCACUAUGUGAAUUAGUAAACUUGUUUCAACUCCA
Messenger RNA from Neltuma alba, 1283 nucleotides. Its product is annotated as superoxide dismutase [Fe], chloroplastic. Lineage: Eukaryota; Viridiplantae; Streptophyta; Magnoliopsida; Fabales; Fabaceae. The transcript has 9 exons. The coding region runs from base 101 to 1018 and encodes 305 amino acids. Gene Ontology annotation, cellular component: chloroplast nucleoid. The record is from RefSeq and is a predicted model, not a curated record. Gene Ontology annotation, molecular function: metal ion binding; superoxide dismutase activity. Gene Ontology annotation, biological process: superoxide metabolic process.